This is a messenger RNA of Phragmites australis (common reed), 1019 nucleotides long. RefSeq lists its product as uncharacterized. Lineage: Eukaryota; Viridiplantae; Streptophyta; Magnoliopsida; Poales; Poaceae. The record is from RefSeq and is a predicted model, not a curated record. The transcript has 2 exons. The coding region runs from base 34 to 834 and encodes 266 amino acids.
CCGGCUAGCUGAUCGAAGCUACAGCUCUCAGAUAUGCAGAUGGGUUCGAGUUGGACGACGACGCAGCUGGACUACCUGCUGGUGCCGCUGGGCCUGGCGGUGAUGCUGGGCUACCACCUCUGGCUGCUCCUCCGCAUCCGCCGCCGCCCGGAGACCACCGUCGUCGGCAUCAACGCCAUCAACCGCCGCAUCUGGGUCCGCUUCAUCAUGGAGGAGUCGUCGUCCGGGAAGCACGCGGUGCUGGCGGUGCAGACGAUGCGCAACAGCAUCAUGGCCUCCACCGUGAUCGCCUCCGUCGCCAUCACGAUCAGCUCCCUCGUCGCGGUCCUCAUGGCCAGCGGCGUCGCCCACGGCCUCUUCGUCUCCUCUGGCUCCCAAGGCAGGGGCGAGCUCACCAUCGUGGGCGCCAACAACAUGACCGUGCUGACCAUCAAGUUCUUCGCCAUCCUCGCCUGCUUCCUCGCCGCCUUCCUCCUCAGCGUGCAGUCCAUCCGCUACUACAGCCACACGGGCCUCCUCGUCAACGUCCCGCUCCACGCGCACCGCCGCCCGGCCCGCGCCGUCGAGUACGUCACCGACACGCUCAACCGCGGCUUCUACUUCUGGUCGCUCGGCGUCCGCGUGUUCUACAUCUCCUGCCCCAUCUUCCUCUGGCUCUUCGGGCCCAUCCCCAUGUGCGCAUCAUGCGUCGCCAUGGUCAGCGCGCUCUACUUCCUCGACAUCUGCAAGGAAUGGGACAAGGACGACGGCGGAGACGACGGCGGCGGCGACGCCGACGGCCAAGAAGGGAAGACGGCCGCCUCUGGUAGGGUGAUGCCUCAAGAAGUUGUGUGAACUGAAUUAAUCCAGGUCCAUGCCACGCAUAUCCUCUGCCUUCAAUUCAGACGGCAAGGUUUUUCAACUUGUCACUGAAUUUGUAGCAAAAUUCAGGAUUUCAACAAUGCUCGUUGAAUCCUGAUUAAUGAUUGAGUACCAGUACGAGUACUGGGAUUUCAAUUUUAUUUUAUAAUUUUUUGUCA